GGUGGGGGGCCGCACGCCCGCCCAGACCUCUGGAUGCUGCUUGGCCGGCAACUGCCGCCACGUGGCCUCGGCCCUGCGCCGUACUGGCCGUGGCGCACCAGGCGCCGUGUCCGAAGUGGACUCUGGGGCCACCUCCUUGCUCGGCGCGCGCAUUGGGGACAAGGACUACUGCAACGCCUUCACUGCCAA
Molecule: messenger RNA, 189 nt
Organism: Effrenium voratum
Lineage: Eukaryota; Dinophyceae; Suessiales; Symbiodiniaceae
Source: the annotation of a GenBank genome assembly